CUUGGGAUGAAAAGUGGGAAAGUAAACAAAUAAAGCGAAAUUCAUUGUUUUUAGUGUUUUAUUGAUUAAAAUCAGUACCUAAUUAGGCAGUUUUAUAAACAUGCUAGCUGGCGUUGUAAACUAAAAGCUAAUUUUACAAGCGAGCACAGUCAUGUAUCAUCCUAAUCAACAGUUCAUGAAUGGAUACACUUAUCCCCAAUUUUUCGGUAUUCCAACCGAAACUGUGUCAUGUAUGCAACAAAACACAGCAAGAGCUUCAUCUUCAAGUUCUGACGAUGCGUCGGAUCCGCCAGCAGCGAAGGCAAAACGUGAAAAAGCGGUCAAAAAGAAGGCGAGUGGUGAUGGAGACGGAAAGAAGAAACUGGAUACGUCGGGGUUCUCGAUAGAGGAGCGCAUAGUGGCCGCGGCCUGGGUACACGAGCGCUACCACACGCGCACCUCCAUGGGACAGAUAAAACAGCAGUUUGAACUGCGUUUCGGGCGGCCGGCACCAGCCAAGAACACGCUGGUAGUGUGGGAGCGCAAACUCUUCGCUUCCGGCUCCAUCCACGACGCGCCGCGCGCGGGCCGACCCGCCAAGAGGAAGCUGGAGCCGAGCGAGGUGUCGGAGUCGCUGGCGACGUCGCCCGCGCUGUCCGUGCGCGCGCGCGCCGCCGAGCUCAACGUGCCGCGCUCCACGCUGCGCGCGCUCAUGCGCCAUCUGCCCGGCCCCGGCGAGCCCAAGCCGGCGAAACCAAAGGCGCCACGAAAACGCACCAAACCCACAGUACCAGCGCAGCCGCUCUUCUAG
Molecule: messenger RNA, 790 nt
Organism: Cydia amplana
Lineage: Eukaryota; Metazoa; Arthropoda; Insecta; Lepidoptera; Tortricidae
Exons: 4
Coding region: 152-790 (212 amino acids)
Source: RefSeq, a predicted model, not a curated record